AAAGGCGUCCUCACAGCGAGGCGUUCACCCACCUCCUCCAUUGUGAGACGCUUUUCACCGUCCUCGCUAACGAGAACUUCAGAACGUCGAUGUGCGCAGUCCUCGCUGUUGAUAUGUCGUCAGUCUACAGCUGUUUGCACAUUUAAUAUUCUUAUAAAGGCAGCUAAGAAUACUGUAAACAGGAUCUGAAAGAGGACGCCUUCAUUGCUUUGACUACCGGUCGACGUGACGUAGACUAAAACUGACCAAUAUGGCCGACAAGGAUGACCCCCUUAUUAAGAUGAACUGCAAGGCAACACCGCCAGUAAAGACCGUUAUUAAGGGUACAAUCCCUGCGGAUCUCAGCGGAUCUCUACAUCGUGUUGCUCCAGCCAAGUUUGAAGUGGGGAAUUACAGGAUGCGCCAUUUCUUUGAUGGUCUGGCAAUGGUCUAUAGCUUCACCAUAGAACAGGGCACCGUACUAUUUCACAGCAAAUAUAUUGAGAGUGAAGCCUAUACCAAAGCCAUGUCGGCCAACUGUAUCGUCUACUCAGAAUUUGGUACUGCUUGCUUCCCGGAUCCCUGUAAGAACAUAUUCUCCAGGUAUUUUGCCUACUUCUCCGACGACAGAAUAACUGAUAACCCAUCUGUCAACCUUCUUCCCUGCGAGAACGCCUUGCUCGCCAUUACUGAAACUAAGUACUGGACCAAGUUGGACCCUAAGACUUUGACAACAACGGAGAAGAGGAUUGACAUGUCGCGACUUAUCAGGGUGGCCACUCCUGCACACCCGCACAUAGACGCCGAGGGAAAUUUCUACAACUUUGGCACGUUGUAUGGCGGGAGGCCAAUCUACUACUUGUCCAAGAUUCCAUCACGUUUAGACGUGAUUACCAACAACGAAGGCCCCAAACCAGCUGAAGAUAAACCCCAACCAGAAAUUCUUGCCAAGAUUUUCGGCCAGUUCAAAGCGUUCCCAACAUAUUUCCACAGCUUUGCAAUGUCGGAUAACUACUACGCGCUCGUCGAGCAGCCUUUGGGCAUGAACGUGCUGAAAUUGAUGGCAAGGAAGGUGACCAGAAAGAGCUACCAAGAGGCAAUGGAAUGGUAUCCAAACAUCAAAGCACGGUUCCGAUUGGUCAAUCGAAAGACCAAUGAGGAGGUAGCAAAACUGUUCACUGCGGACCCCUUCUUCGUCUUCCAUCAUAUCAACGCUUAUGAAGAGGAGGACCACUUGAUAAUAGACCUGUGCGGAUACAGUGACCCAAGCAUCAUUGACGCCUUCUAUCUGAAGAAUUUAGAUCCUGAAAGCGGGUUGUUUUCGGACGAAGUGUUCCCCGAAAACAUUUUACCGGAGAUCCGUCGCUACGUGCUACCUUUGAAACCGACAUCCAACGCGAUCUCGAAGAACGAGAAUCUCAUCACCGUGGAGCGUUUCAGAAACCGAAUGGAAGCUCGGCGUGACAUGACAGACGGGAGCAUCCAUUGCACGUUCAUCGUGAUAGGCAAACCUGGUUUGGAACUUCCCCGAAUUAACUACGCCAGCUACAACGGUAAGAAUUACAAGUACGUCUAUUGCUGGGGCUCGUUCGCAGGGAAGCACAGCUAUCGAAAUGCCGUAGUUAAAGUGGAUAUGGAGAGCGGCACGGAAGUGGCAUGGCGCGGCACUCACACCCAGUACCCCAGUGAGCCUGUCUUUGUCCCUCUAGCGUCCGCCGGGAGUGAUGAGGACAGCGGUGUGGUGCUCGCGGCAAUAACGGACGUUGGUCAAGGAAAGCCGGACUUCCUGCUGAUAUUGGACGCCAAAACUAUGGUGGAGUUGGCCCGGGCAGAGGUGCCUACUGAUGUUAACGUUCCGUUCGGUUUACAUGGGCUUUUCACUUCUUAAGAAUGGGGGGAUUGCUUCAUCAAUGGACACAAGGCACAUGUCAGUAGUUAUGGAUAUUUUAAAUAAGCUUUAGACACAAUUUUUAGAUGCGUUGAGUAACUGUGCCUAUUAACUCCGACGACAUAGAAAUGACCGCGUCGUCGACGUCGCUGUGGCAUUGCCAGCGUGACUGAUCUCGUUGCCCUCACUGUCCAACACAAUCAACUAAAUCAAGGUAUAUAACAGCAGUAGCAUUGCGUUUACACAAUUUUCUGCAAACAAACCGUAAACUUUAACCAAGGAAAAAGAAACUCCAAAAGAUAUGCACUGUCUUUAUAUAAUUAACAAGUUGAUGGAUUUGUUUUGACAACGAAAAUUGCGACACAUGGACCAAUGCAAACAGUGAAACUGAAGUCAAAGCUUUCCCCAAAAAUAUUAAAAAAAAAACAAACUUGGAACUGCUUGAAAAAGGACGACUAAAGUACAUGCUACUUAAAAUAUUGUUCAUAUAUUAAUAAAAUGAAAUUAAAUAUAUUGAAGGGUUAACAACUGUUCUGGUGGUUAAGUGCCAUAAAAUGGAUUUUUCUUUUUUUUUGCCACAAAGGAUCCUGUGUGACAAGCAGAAUAAAUCCAUAAUAAUUGCGAUGGGCGCCGUUUUUGUGGUAAAAUUCAUAAAUAGUUCUAUGUAUUGUAUACAACGUACUUAUUGUGGACUUUUGAAUCUCGUAUAAAGAGCUGUUAUUAUUUUAAGAAAAAAGGGACACUGCACAAUUUGUGGCAUUUGCAAUCAUUUCUGUAUUUUUCCACCAUAAUGCAUUAAAUCGGAUUGAUCGAUAGCUGCAGCACAUACAUUACAUUAGAUAACUGUAUAAUAUAUAUGAGUAGAUAGUUAUAUGAUAUAUAUCAAUAGAAAGGUAUAUGAUGUAAAUCAACAGAAAGGGUGUCGAGGGUUGACCUUGACAUUUAACAAUCUUCCCUUUAUCCUUUAUGCAAUUUUACAUGUGACAACGCAUAUAAACCAGUGAACGUUUGUAUUUUUUAAUCCAAAGGACAUAUCCUUUUAAAGCAGUUGAGCCAAGGGGUUUAACCACCAUAGAUGUGUUUAUACAUAUACAUGUACAUAUACAUAUACAAAGUUUUUGAAAACCACUUCUGCUUCUGGUGUAUGACAGGGAACAUUCUCACAUUCUGGUAGAGUGUUUGGCGCAUAGUUCUGUAUCCUGUAUAUUCUGCUUUUUUUCAAAUAAAAGCCC
This is a messenger RNA of Lingula anatina, 3099 nucleotides long. Its product is annotated as carotenoid-cleaving dioxygenase, mitochondrial. The record is from RefSeq and is a predicted model, not a curated record. Gene Ontology annotation, molecular function: carotenoid dioxygenase activity; beta-carotene 15,15'-dioxygenase activity. Gene Ontology annotation, biological process: retinal metabolic process; carotene catabolic process. NCBI's taxonomy places the organism in Eukaryota, Metazoa, Brachiopoda, Lingulata, Lingulida, Lingulidae.